This is a messenger RNA of Symphalangus syndactylus (siamang), 1098 nucleotides long. RefSeq names its product CD58 molecule (gene CD58). Gene Ontology annotation, molecular function: signaling receptor binding. Lineage: Eukaryota; Metazoa; Chordata; Mammalia; Primates; Hylobatidae. Gene Ontology annotation, cellular component: cell surface; membrane. The record is from RefSeq and is a predicted model, not a curated record.
UGAACUUAGAGCUCCUUGUGGCUGGGCACUUGCGCAGAGGCCGGCCCGACGAGCCAUGGUUGCGGGGAGCGACGCGGGGCGGGCCCUGGUGGUCCUCGGCGUGGUCUGCCUGCUGCACUGCUUUGGUUUCAUCAACUGUUUUCCCCAACCAAUAUAUGGCGUUGUGAAUGAGAAUGUAACUUUCCACGUACCAAGAAAUAUGCCUUUAAAAGAGGUCCUGUGGAAAAAACAAAAGGAUAAAGUUGCAGAACUGGAAAAUUCUGAAUUCAGAGCUUUCUCAUCUUUUAAAAAUAGGGUUUAUUUAGACACUGUGUCAGGUAACCUCACUAUCUACAACUUAACAUCAUCAGAUGAAGAUGAGUAUGAAGUGGAAUCGCCAAAUAUUACUGAUACUGUGAAGUUCUUUCUUUAUGUGCUUGAGCCUCUUCCAUCUCCUACACUAACUUGUGCAUUGACUAAUGGAAGCAUUGAAGUCCAAUGCAUGAUACCGAAGGAUUACAACAGCCAUCGAGAACUUACAAAGUACUCAUGGGAUUGUCCUAUGGAGCAAUGUAAAAGUAACUCAACCAAGAUAUAUUUUAAGAUGGAAAAUGAUCAUCCACAAGAAAUACAGAUACAGUGUACUGCUAGCAAUCCAUUAUUUAAAAGAACAUCAUCAAUCAGUUUGACAACCUGUAUCCCAUGCAGUGGUCAUUCAAGACACAGAUAUGCACUUAUACCCGCACCAUUAGCGGUAAUUAUAACAUGUGUUAUGCUGUAUAUGAAUGGUAUUCUGAAAUGUGACAGAAAACCAGACAGAACCAAUUCCAAUUGAUUGGUAACAGAAGAUGAAGACAACAGCAUAAUAACUAAAUUAUUUUAAAAACUAAAAAGCCAUCUGAUUUCUCAUUUAAGUACUACAAUUUUUGAACAACUGUUGGAAAUGUAACUUGAAGCAGCUGCUUUUUUAAGAAGAAAUAUCCACUAACAAAGAACAAGCAUUAGUUUCGACUGUCAUCAACUUAUUAUAUGACUAGGUGCUUGCUUUUUUGUCAGUAAAUUGUUUUUACUGAUGAUACAGAAACUUUUGUAAAUAAAUGUAAAUAUGUACACAAGUGA